Molecule: messenger RNA, 1893 nt
Organism: Thelazia callipaeda (thelaziosis nematode)
Lineage: Eukaryota; Metazoa; Nematoda; Chromadorea; Rhabditida; Thelaziidae
Source: the annotation of a GenBank genome assembly
AUGGCGGAGGCUUACCAAGAGUUGUUUCCACAAUCAGUUUGCCGUAAUAAUAGUAAUAAUCGACAUAAUCAACAUUCCGAUCAUUCACAGUUUAAUAGUGGAUUGAGACGUUCUGUUCCUAGUUGUGAUGGGAACUCGUUCAGUAUUAAUCGCCGGCAAAACUGCUCCUCACUAUAUCCAAAAGGAGGAGACACAGACGUGAUCCGUGAACCAGGAUUAAUUCUGGAAGUACAAAGAGAUUAUGGUCGUAUUAUUAGUCGGUCUAAUUUUACAAGGCCGUAUAUUCAUUUUUAUUUCUCGCUUUCAACCUUAGUAAAUGAUGUACCAUUGAACGCGAUUACUGAUAAUUUAGCAAAUAUUUUCCAAGUUGGUUUGGGGGUAGAAUUUGAAGUAGAAGGAAAUUCCAAUUUAAAGAGUCAUAGAGAUCGUGUUCACAUAAUACUGACCUGUACUUCCAUUAAACUAAGCACUAAAAUUGGUUCUGAACCACAGUUAUUACCAAUGGUAGUGAUACAAGAUGAUCGGAAGGUACCAGUUGCUUUGAUGGCAAAUCAUGAACUAGUUGCUCUGCCUCGUCAAGUAUUUCCUAUAGAAGAAGUAGUUUCAGCAUUUUUGGCUAAAAAAAGCGAUAUCACUGUAGAUAUUCACUGGCCGGAAUUUACGAAAAAAGGGCACUCUGUUGAAGGUCGGAUUUUAAAUGCACCUUCAUGGAUGUAUGGACUUACAAACCCAGCAGUUAAAAGAAUUGCGUUGAGUGUGCAAAGAUUUGGGCAAGAUCGAGAAGGAUUUGCUAUAAUUAAGGGGUAUGUUGGACAAGGUGUGGUGCUAGUUCCAAUAGAUGAGGAAGAUCUUAGAGUUUGCGGCGACCUGUUCUUCCCUCUUGAAAUGCGACCUUAUGUACCGCAUAUUGUGAGAAUCUGUGCUAUGCAGAAUAAAUACCAAUUAGGUACGAAGUGGUAUUUUCGUGCUUGUCCUGAAUUACCCAAUCGUCAACAUAAAUAUCGUGUAUAUAGUCUCUCCAGUUUAGAAGAUGAUAUCAGUAAAGAUAAUGUACCUAUAGAAGAACAUUUAUCUGAAAAAAAUGCUGCUCAGUUAAUUGAUGCAAGUGACACAUGUGACUUAAUUGACGUCUCAGAUAAUACAGCACAAAUAGUGCCCUCUACAAAGUCUAUAUUGAACAGCUCAAAUUGUCUAAUUGAUUUGGAUGAGAAACCUUUACGAGUUAAUAAUUUGCAUCGCACAGUACCCGAGCCAGAUCUGCAUUCAGUAAUUUCCUCGACUACUCUCGAUUUACUUAGUACUAUUAACUUUAAUUCAACCCCAUUAAAAAAUGGUACUGGUGAGUCAUCGCUGAUGCCAAAUCCCAGCAUCGAAGCUGGAAUAGAUAAUCGGUCAAAUCCUGAACUUCUGACUGCUUGUGACAAGACAACUGAUUCACUGGAAAUUAUUUCUAAAUUGGGGCGAUUUCAUGUAUUAGAUGAGAAUUCCUCUCUUUCGUCAUUCAAUUUUAAUUGUCAAGAGCAAAAUAAUGAAUAUAAGACAGAAGUUUGCGGAUGUAGUGACGAAGACGAUGAUAUGUACUUAGUUCAGCAAGAAACAAAUGUAAAAUCAGAAAAUGUUGAAUUUGAUGACGCUGUGAAUAAAAUCAGUGGGAAGAGGACGGCCACCAAUCAGGUGAAUGCAACUAGUAAAAAGCCUGUGAAUGAAGUAUUUGGUCCAAUUCCUGUAAAAAGACGAGAUGAUGACGACGAGUCAAGUUCGCAAGAUAAGAAUAGUGAGCAUUUUUUAUCAACCAACAGUUCAACGGAUAAUAGUGAUGCGUCAUUUACUGCGAACGAAGCUCAACCAUCCCUUUCAAAUUCGAUUCAGAAUGACUGUGUAAGUCUUAUUUGA